GCAAGAGCAAAAAGAAAUAAGAAAUAAGAAAUUAUGGCACGCAAGAGUACGUUCAACCGCACAUUGAAAUUUAUGCUCACUCUGUGUGGUAUUUGGCCGGGCGCAUCAUAUGUUCUAUUCUGCAGAAUGUUUUGGAUCGUUGCGACGGCAAUUAUUCUGUUCUGUCACUGCCGCUAUUUCCUGACGCACGUGCAUUCAGCCGAAAUUUUGGAUUUAAUGGACUGUCUAUCUAGUUUCCUGGCAUACUCCAAAGUGAUUAUUAAAUGCUUUGUGUUUUGGCUAAAUGAACGAAAAUUCAUCAAAAUCAUGGCAACGAUGACGGAAGAUUGGAAUGAUUGCGCUAAUAGUGACAUCAGCAUGCGCGAGACAGUAUCCAAAGCGAAAAUAUCCGAUCGCAUUACAAAUGCAAUUAUCACUCUUCACACAAUGACAAUUAUAGCAUAUUGCAUCGGUAUUGUACUGAUCGAUGUUGAUAUCACCGACAGCUCAACAGAAUUACCUUUUUUCAACAAGCUAGAAAUGCCAUUCAACAUAAACACGCUACGCAUGUAUAGAUGUGUCUUACUUGCGCAAUUCGUAAAUAUGCUUAUGUGCGGCUGGGCGGCUGGCAUAACAAACUCUUUACUACUAACUUUGACGUUACAUGCAGCUGGCCAAAUCGAUAUCUUGCGUUAUUGGUUGACGCAACUUGUGCCCCGUGAAAAUGAGAAUAAACAUGAAUCAAUCGCUAUCACGACCAAUAAAAUUAUCCAGAAACACCAAAAAAUCAUCAAUUUUUCAGAAAAUAUCGAAAGCAUUUAUACGUACAUUGCGUUGCUGCAAUUUGUGUCAAAUACGAUAAUGAUCUGUUCGUUAGCUUUCCUUAUCGUAACGGCAAUCGGCAGCCCAAAUGCGGCAGAGCAAAUAAUGAAAUGUCUUUUAUUUUAUACUAUAACAAAUCUUGAAGCAUUUAUAUUUUGCUUCGCUGGAGAAUAUUUAAGUAAUAAGAGCAAAGAAAUUGGUAUUGCAGCAUACAACGCCGCAUGGUAUGAUUUAAAUCCUAAAGAAAGUCGUGUUUUGUUAUUUAUUAUAUUAAGAUCGCAGAAGCAAUUGACACUCACAGCUGGAAAAAUGAUGGAGCUUUCCUUAAAGUCUUUUACAAGUAUCAUGAAUGCUUCGGGAUCAUAUCUGUCAAUGCUAUUGGCAAUGCAAUAA
Linepithema humile (Argentine ant) is the source of this 1194-nucleotide messenger RNA. RefSeq names its product odorant receptor 10-like. Lineage: Eukaryota; Metazoa; Arthropoda; Insecta; Hymenoptera; Formicidae. Gene Ontology annotation, cellular component: plasma membrane. The record is from RefSeq and is a predicted model, not a curated record. Gene Ontology annotation, biological process: sensory perception of smell; detection of chemical stimulus involved in sensory perception of smell. Gene Ontology annotation, molecular function: olfactory receptor activity; odorant binding.